CAGCCAAGCCGUAGAACAAGAUGGCGGACUCCUUAGCAGCGGCUCAGGGAGAGGAGAACGAACCGGAGAAAGAAGGCAAGGAGAGACGGAUGGAAGGAGGUAGUGAGAGACGGGGGUCGAAGGAGACCUCCGAGGUGACGGAGACGCUGGGGUUUUACGACAAGAAGAAAGUCCAGAAGGACAAGAAACGGAGUCUGUCUGAUCUGUCCCUAGCGAGGUUCAUGGGGGCGGAGCUGACCCGAGGAUACUUCCUGGAACACAAUGAGGCUAAAUACACAGAGAGACGAGAGAGGGUCUAUACCUGCCUCCGGAUCCCCAAGGAACUAGAGAAGUUGAUGCUGUUUGGGUUCUUCCUGUGUCUGGAUGCCUUCCUGUACGUGUUCACCCUGCUGCCUCUCAGAGUUCUACUGGCCCUCGUCCACCUACUGACCCUACCCUGCUGUGGUCUGAGAGUUCUACUGGCCCUCGUCCACCCUACUGACCCUACCCUGCUGUGGUCUGAGUUUAACGACAUCACUGCAGACGUCUACGGGGAGUACCGCGCCAGCCUGGCGUUUGACCUCGUCAGCAGCAGACAGAAAAACGCCUAUACAGACUACAGUGACUCAGUCUCCAGGAGAAUGGGCUUCAUUCCACUGCCUUUAGCUCUGCUGUUGAUCAGGGUGGUGACCAGCUCAGUGAAGAUCCAGGGAUCUCUCUCCUUCAUGUGUGUUCUUCUCUUCUAUCUGGGGAUGAUCUCCCUGAAGGUACUGAACAGCAUCAUUCUGCUGGGAACGUCCUGUGUGUUCGUCAAAGAAGCCAAUAUGGAGGAGAAGCUGUUCCAGUCUCCCCCCUCUGCUGCCUCCAGUCGCUCCAACUCUAGAGCACACAGACCCACACAGACCCCCCCUCCAG
This is a messenger RNA of Oncorhynchus masou masou (cherry salmon), 894 nucleotides long. RefSeq names its product transmembrane anterior posterior transformation protein 1 homolog. Gene Ontology annotation, biological process: positive regulation of cilium assembly. The transcript has 9 exons. Gene Ontology annotation, cellular component: ciliary basal body; endoplasmic reticulum membrane. The record is from RefSeq and is a predicted model, not a curated record. Lineage: Eukaryota; Metazoa; Chordata; Actinopteri; Salmoniformes; Salmonidae. The annotation marks the transcript as partial.